AUGUCGAAGCGAGGAAGGGGAGGAUCUGCUGGGAACAAGUUCAGGAUGUCACUGGGUCUGCCAGUGGCGGCGACGGUGAACUGCGCCGACAACACAGGAGCGAAGAAUCUGUACAUCAUUUCAGUGAAAGGAAUUAAGGGCCGCCUUAACCGUUUGCCAUCGGCUUGCGUUGGAGACAUGGUUAUGGCAACUGUGAAGAAAGGGAAGCCAGAUCUUAGGAAGAAGGUGAUGCCAGCUGUCAUUGUUAGGCAGCGCAAGCCCUGGCGUAGAAAGGAUGGUGUAUACAUGUAUUUUGAAGAUAAUGCUGGUGUGAUUGUGAAUCCCAAGGGAGAAAUGAAAGGUUCUGCUAUCACUGGACCCAUUGGGAAAGAGUGCGCUGACUUGUGGCCAAGAAUUGCUAGUGCUGCCAAUGCUAUCGUCUGA
Jatropha curcas is the source of this 423-nucleotide messenger RNA. RefSeq names its product 60S ribosomal protein L23. Gene Ontology annotation, biological process: translation. The record is from RefSeq and is marked provisional. Lineage: Eukaryota; Viridiplantae; Streptophyta; Magnoliopsida; Malpighiales; Euphorbiaceae. Gene Ontology annotation, molecular function: structural constituent of ribosome; large ribosomal subunit rRNA binding. Gene Ontology annotation, cellular component: cytosolic large ribosomal subunit; ribosome.